Molecule: messenger RNA, 2950 nt
Organism: Sciurus carolinensis (gray squirrel)
Lineage: Eukaryota; Metazoa; Chordata; Mammalia; Rodentia; Sciuridae
Gene: Osbpl9
Product: oxysterol binding protein like 9
Exons: 26
Coding region: 28-2385 (785 amino acids)
Cellular component (GO): membrane; intracellular membrane-bounded organelle; cytosol
Molecular function (GO): sterol binding
Source: RefSeq, a predicted model, not a curated record
CGUUUGUUGUCAUUGGCGGCUCCCAAGAUGGCGUCCAUCGUGGAAGGGCCGCUGAGCAAAUGGACUAACGUGAUGAAGGGCUGGCAGUACCGUUGGUUCGUGCUGGACUACAACGCGGGGCUGUUGUCCUACUACACGUCCAAGGACAAAAUGAUGAGAGGCUCUCGCAGAGGAUGCGUUAGACUCAGAGGAGCUGUGAUUGGUAUAGACGAUGAGGACGACAGCACCUUCACAAUAACUGUUGAUCAGAAAACCUUCCAUUUCCAGGCUCGUGAUGCUGAUGAGCGAGAGAAGUGGAUCCAUGCUUUAGAAGAAACAAUUCUUCGACAUACUCUCCAGCUUCAAAUCAGUACUACACUUGCUUUUUUCCAGUCUUCUGGUAUCUCUCCAGUUCUUGAAUUUUCAAAAAUAAUUGGUUUGGAUUCAGGAUUUGUUCCUAGUGUCCAAGACUUUGACAAGAAACUGACAGAGGCAGAUGCUUACCUACAAAUCUUGAUAGAACAACUAAAGCUUUUUGAUGACAAGCUUCAAAACUGUAAAGAUGAUGAACAGAGAAAGAAAAUUGAGACUCUCAAAGAGACAACAAAUAGCAUGGUAGAAUCAAUUAAACACUGCAUUGUGUUGCUGCAGAUUGCUAAAGACCAGAGUAAUGCGGAGAAGCACGCAGAUGGAAUUAUAAGUACUAUUAAUCCUGUAGAUGCAAUAUAUCAACCUAGUCCCUUGGAACCUGUAAUCAGCACAAUGCCUUCCCAGACUGUCUUACCUCCAGAACCAGCUCAGUUGUGUAAGUCAGAGCAGCGUCCGUCUUCCCUACCUGUUGGACCUGUAUUAGCUACCUUGGGACAUCAUCAGACUCCAACACCAAAUAGUACAGGUAGCGGGCAUUCACCACCUAGUAGCAGUCUAACUUCUCCAAGUCAUGUCAACUUGUCUCCAAAUACAGUCCCAGAGUUCUCUUACUCUAGCAGUGAAGAUGAAUUCUAUGAUGCUGAUGAAUUCCAUCAGAGUGGCUCAUCCCCAAAACGCUUAAUAGAUUCUUCUGGAUCUGCCUCAGUCUUGACACACAGCAGUUCGGGAAAUAGCCUAAAGCGCCCAGACACCACAGAAUCACUGAAUUCUUCCAUGUCCAAUGGGACAAGUGAUGCUGACCUUUUUGAUUCACAUGACGACAGAGACGAUGAUGGGGAGGCAGGGUCAGUGGAGGAGCACAAGAGUGUUAUCAUGCACCUCUUGUCACAGGUUAGGCUUGGAAUGGAUCUUACUAAGAUAACAGGUAUCUUCAAAACAACCCUAAGAUCUAAGCCAGGCAUGCAAUUAUCCUCCUUCUGCAGGAACUUACAGAAGGUAGUUCUUCCAACAUUUAUUCUUGAAAGAAGAUCUCUUUUAGAAAUGUAUGCAGACUUUUUUGCACAUCCGGACCUGUUUGUGAGCAUUAGUGACCAGAAAGAUCCCAGGGAUCGAAUGGUUCAGGUUGUGAAAUGGUACCUCUCGGCGUUUCAUGCAGGAAGGAAAGGAUCAGUUGCCAAAAAGCCAUACAACCCCAUUUUGGGUGAAAUCUUUCAGUGUCACUGGACAUUACCAAAUGACACUGAAGAGAACACAGAACUAGUUUCAGAAGGACCAGUUCCCUGGGUUUCCAAAAACAGUGUAACAUUCGUGGCUGAGCAGGUUUCCCAUCAUCCACCCAUUUCAGCCUUUUAUGCUGAAUGUUUUAACAAGAAAAUCCAAUUCAAUGCUCAUAUCUGGACUAAAUCAAAAUUCCUUGGGAUGUCAAUUGGGGUGCACAACAUAGGACAAGGCUGUGUCUCGUGUCUAGACUAUGAUGAGCAUUACAUUCUCACGUUCCCUAAUGGUUAUGGAAGGUCUAUCCUCACAGUGCCCUGGGUGGAACUAGGAGGAGAAUGCAAUAUUAAUUGCUCCAAAACGGGUUAUAGUGCAAAUAUUGUCUUCCACACUAAACCUUUCUAUGGAGGCAAGAAACACAGAAUCACUGCUGAGAUUUUUUCUCCGAAUGAUAAGAAGUCUUUUUGCUCAAUUGAAGGGGAAUGGAAUGGUGUAAUGUAUGCAAAAUAUGCAACAGGGGAAAAUACGGUCUUUGUAGAUACCAAGAAGUUGCCUAUAAUCAAGAAGAAAGUGAGGAAGUUGGAAGAUCAAAAUGAGUAUGAGUCCCGCUGCCUUUGGAAAGAUGUCACUUUCAAUUUAAAAAUCAGAGACAUUGAUGCAGCAACUGAAGCGAAGCACAGACUUGAAGAAAGACAAAGAGCAGAAGCCCGAGAAAGGAAAGAGAAGGAAAUUCAGUGGGAGACAAGGUUAUUCCAUGAAGAUGGAGAAUGCUGGGUUUAUGAUGAACCAUUAUUGAAACGUCUUGGUGCUGUGAAGCAUUAGGUUGGGAAACACAAAAGUUUACACUCGAUGACCAGGGCAACUUGUCCUAAUUAAGCAACAAUCUUCCUUUGGGAGAACCUAUCACUCCCUCCUUAUUGCAGUGGUUCCUAUCUCAGGGAUACCGGACUUUCUGAUGCAGAUGAACAAUUAAAGCCGGAAAAGCUUCCCUUUCUCUAUGGCAGUUAAGAUUUUGACUUCAGUCCUGAGAAAAUGUUAGGUUUUGAAACAAGAUGUCUGCUCCUUUUCCAGACCCCAUGCUUUGAAAAGUUUCACACUCUGCACUCUUGUUCUGCUGUUAAGACAUGACAUGCAAACUCCUACUUACUUACUUCCUGGUUCAUAUAAUCUCUUGGGUUCUAUAUAUACAAAUAUAUACACAUAAAAAUAUACCUGAUGGCAAAUUUUUCAUAAAUAUUCCAUCUAUUGUAAAUAUUGGUUCCUCAGAGUUGUUUUAGAAAAUUAGUGCAAUGUAUUAAAAUCAAGUGUUAGGAAAUUUCAUGGUUUCACCUAUGAUAACUUUUAUUUUGGAAAUGAACUAUUAUUAAAUUGUAUCUAAACCUCUGGA